GUUAAUUUCUCUUCUCUCCAUUCUUCCUUCCAGGCCCUUAGGCCCAGAACUACCCCAUUACCCCAUCUAGGACCCAGAACAGCCAGUGGGCAUGACGUCCCAUCGCAUGACGUCCCAUCCCUGGGUCCUCUUGGGAGGGAAAGGAGAAAUGCUGGUGACAUCACAGUUUCCUGUCCUUUCAGGGACCCUGAAGGGGAAGAUGGAGGAGAACUGGUCCUGGGGGGCUCAGACCCGGAUCACUACGUCCCACCCCUCACCUUCAUACCUAUCACGAAGCCCACUUACUGGCAGAUCCGCAUGCAGCGUGUGCAGGUGGGCACAGGGCUGACUCUGUGUGCCCAGGGCUGUGCUGCCAUCCUGGACACAGGAACCUCCCUCAUCACGGGGCCCAGUGAGGAGAUCCACACCCUGCAUGCCACCAUUGGGGGGUUUCCUCUCUUCACAGGGCAGUACCUCAUUCACUGCUCCAGGGUCCCAGUGCUCCCCGCUGUCUCCUUCCUCCUUGGUGGGGCCUGGUUUAACCUCACAGCCCAGGACUAUGUCAUCCAAAUUUCUCAGGGUGGCUUCCGCCUCUGCUUGUCUGGCUUCCAGGCCUUGGAUGUGCCUCCGCCCGCAGGUCCCCUCUGGAUCCUCGGCGACGUCUUCCUGGGGACCUACCUGGCUGUCUUCGAUCGCGGGGACUCGAACGCGGGAGCCCGCGUAGGCCUCGCGCGCGCGCGUUCUCGCGAGGCGCAGCGGCGAGGCGGAAAUGCGCACGCGUAGUUCGCGGCCUCCCU
Dipodomys ordii (Ord's kangaroo rat) is the source of this 776-nucleotide messenger RNA. Its product is annotated as napsin-A-like. Gene Ontology annotation, molecular function: aspartic-type endopeptidase activity. The transcript has 4 exons. The record is from RefSeq and is a predicted model, not a curated record. NCBI's taxonomy places the organism in Eukaryota, Metazoa, Chordata, Mammalia, Rodentia, Heteromyidae. Gene Ontology annotation, cellular component: lysosome. The annotation marks the transcript as partial. Gene Ontology annotation, biological process: proteolysis.